This is a messenger RNA of Aspergillus ochraceoroseus IBT 24754, 3102 nucleotides long. RefSeq names its product serine/threonine-protein kinase. Gene Ontology annotation, biological process: protein phosphorylation; negative regulation of glycogen biosynthetic process; intracellular signal transduction. The record is from RefSeq and is a predicted model, not a curated record. Gene Ontology annotation, cellular component: nucleus; cytoplasm; cytosol. Lineage: Eukaryota; Fungi; Ascomycota; Eurotiomycetes; Eurotiales; Aspergillaceae. The coding region runs from base 1 to 3102 and encodes 1033 amino acids. The transcript has 2 exons. Gene Ontology annotation, molecular function: protein serine/threonine kinase activity; ATP binding.
AUGUCCACCUCAUCCAUUGGCACUCUCACACCCCAAAAUCUCUCGCCAUCGCCAAGAUCCCUUUCGUCGUCAAGAGCCAACUCUAUGGGCAUCCCAUCAAGUCAGGAUGCCAGCGCCUUGGAAGACCUUCAUCGAUUCCCCUGUGAAUCUUUACACUCUUUUUCAUUUGCACAACAAUCCGAGGAGUUACUCCACAGCCGCCACAAUAUCUUGAAGAGGUCCAUUGAUUUCAUGCGCGACCGGUUCGGAUGGGCGUCUAGCAGUACUGGGAUGCUAAGCCCUCAAGCUCGCAUGCGUGGCGAUCCGGACACCCAAGGGAUGAUAGAUCUCAUGUCCCAAUCAAGCAUAUCGGGGAAAGAGGGUAGGUAUAAUUAUGCGGGCACCGUGCGAGGUCCUAUGACUGGGCCCGCAGACAUGGGGAAUGAUAACAUCUUCGAGAAGGCCUUUACGGAGCUCCAUCUGCCUCUUCCCGAAGUCAAAGAGGUGCCACAGGAGCAUGUUUCUGCCGCGGAACAUCUUUCACCCUCCCAGCCACUAACUCAUGAAAUAAGAGGACUAAAGUCUGCUCCAGCAUCCAGACGCGUAAGCUUAAAACGUACUUACACGGAUGCCAGUUCUGCUGCUCAUCAGGGCAAGCUGAUGGAAUCUUUAGCUCAACCUUACUCGGCCGCGGAUCCUUUUUCCUCGCUUAGCUCCUCAACUUUUGGAUCCGCGUUUCCGGUGCCGGUUUUACAUACCCAUAGCAGCAAAUGGAACCCGGUCUCACAAGCGGUCUUUAGGACCGAGUCCAAGGCACCCUGGACUAUCCUAGCGGCUAACGACCUGUCAUGCCUUGUAUUUGGUGUUACACAAGCAGAGCUCCGGAAGCUAAGUAUUUUAGAGGUUGUACAGACGGAUCGACGACAGUGGCUCGAAUCUAAACUGCAGGAUCCUACAACUUAUGCCGCAGCCAAACUCCGUACAUCGCCCGAUAAACCACGUAUGAAACCUGCCAAUCCAAGAUCCAUGGGGAUGGGUAAUGGCGUCACUGCACAGCUGCUCAGUAAACCGCCUUCUCGGACACGACCUCCAAGGAGAGCUCAGACAGAUGAUGGCUAUGGGUCAAGCACCUAUGCCCCAAGGCCGCUAAAUCAUCAGGCAACGAAAUCACGCGGCGUUUUGCUGUGCGGCGAUGUAGUCCCGAUCCAAAAGCGCAAUGGGACAAAGGGUUCCGCUAGUAUCUGGGUUAUGGAAAAGCGUGGAGGCUUAAUCUGGGUUCUUGAAGAGAUCCAGGAAGAUGUCGCCUACAUUAACUGUGACGGGUCGUGGAAGGUGAAGGAGACCCGCGGAGACCCGGACAAAAUCUGGGGCCAGGGAAUCGUCAAGGUCGGGAAACAUCUGACCGAGGUGCUUCCUUAUAUUCCGCAGGACUGCCUUGAAAGCUCUGUCGAGAAAGGCUUCGGCAAGAUUGCUGAGCUAAAGUACUUUGCUGCACGUACCUCAAGCGCAAUCUGCACGCCUACCACGGUUACUAGGGAUGAGAGUUCUGGCUGUCUUCGCAUAUCCAGUUUUCCUCACGUCGCCGGCGUUAUGGUUUUGUCGUCAUCAUCAUUGAAGAUCAUCAGCUCAAAUUCGGUGUUCGCAUCUGCGCUGUUUGGUUAUGAAAGACCGGAAGGCCUAAAUAUUACCGACUUAAUACCUGGAUUUGACGACUACCUUUAUGUCAUCUCUGAGGACGAGAAUAUUCCUCUGGUUGAUGGUGUCGUUAUUCCUGAGUUGAGUUUCCGAAGAGCAAGAACCCUAUCUAUGCUGCGGGAUGGGAAGGCCAACGUUGCGUCAGUGUUUUUGGAGCCUGCAGGUCUCACGGCCAAACAUCGUGAUGGAUCUACCAUCGCAGUGGAUGUUCAGCUGCGGGUGGUCAAAAGCGGCACGAUCUUUCCAAAGCAACGCAAAGAGAAAGUCGGGAGCGAAAACGAGACCGACGAUACCUCCGAAGGUGCCGUGACGGUGACGGAGCUUGUUUAUGCGCUCUGGGUUACAUAUUCACGGAACAUUCAUUCCGCGGGACCACCAGCAAACUUCCACCCCCACGAUUCGAUUCCAUCUCAAGCAGCGAGCCCUGAUCUUACAACAGCCCUUCCUCCACAAGGCCCUCCAGGUGCAAACACCGAAGAGAUAGCCGUAGAAAGCAAAAUACCUGCUUCUACUUUGAGCCAGCAGCUCAGUGAAGCCGCAUCAGAACCACUAACUGACAAACCUGUUCAACUAAUGGCUGAAGUGAACCCACCUAAUGCGAUGGACACCCCCCAAAAACGGACGAUCGCUGAUUAUGUGAUACUUGAGGAAAUGGGGCAGGGAGCGUAUGGCGAGGUGAAGCUUGCGCGCCUGAAGAAAACCCCGGCUAAGAAGGUUGUUUUAAAAUAUGUGACGAAGAAGAGAAUUUUGGUGGAUACCUGGACCCGCGACCGUCGCCUAGGGACCGUUCCACUGGAGAUUCAUGUUCUUGACUACCUCCGGAGAGAUGGUCUCAAACACCCAAAUAUUGUGGAGAUGGAAGGGUUCUUUGAAGAUGAUGUCAACUACUAUAUCGAAAUGCUCCCGCACGGACUUCCGGGAAUGGAUCUCUUCGAUUACAUCGAGCUGAAAGCGAAUAUGGAUGAACAAGAAUGCCGAAACAUUUUCCGCCAAGUUGUUAGCGCUAUCCACCAUCUGCACACCAAGGCAUUGGUUGUCCACCGAGAUAUCAAAGACGAGAAUGUGAUUUUGGAUGGUGAAGGCAGAAUCAAGCUGAUCGAUUUUGGAAGCGCCGCUUACAUCAAGAAUGGGCCGUUUGAUGUGUUUGUGGGAACAAUCGAUUAUGCCGCACCGGAAGUUCUCCAAGGCAAAUCCUACCGGGGCAAAGAGCAAGAUAUCUGGGCCCUUGGUAUUCUCUUAUACACCAUUGUUUAUAAGGAAAAUCCGUUUUACAACGUCGACGAGAUUCUGGAUCACCCUCUCCGCGUCCCCUUUCUACCAUUUUCGGAGGAUUGCAUCGACCUGAUCCGUAGAAUGCUUGAUCGCGACGUGGAUAACCGCCUGACGAUUAGCGAAGUGAUGGAGCACCCCUGGAUGACUGACGAAUAA